UCAUUCGUUCUCAGGGACUCAGAGGAGCACUGUCUCUCUCUCGUUCAAGGUUCAGGGUGGCGGCUUAUUUUCAAGGGGCUGUGAAGAAAGGCCGUCUCCCCUCUAGUCACGUAAUUGCUGCCGGACUUCAGGUGGCCCUCAGGUCCGGCCCCUUCUGGGACACAGAUGGUCUCUGUCCUUGUUCUGCUGUUGCCCUGUCCCGCCCACCACAGCCAGAGGGUCUGUCAGAUUUCAGUCUGGUCCCCCCCAGCUCCACUAGGCCAGACACAUCUCAACAAAAUGCCCGAAGGUGCUUGGGCAUUUGCUCGUCGGUCGUGGGGCGUGGGGCUCGGCCUUCCCUGCCCCGAGGCACAGGCGCCCCAGGACUCUCAGCUCCCGGGAUGUGUCCCCACACAGGGAGGAGUGGAUGCAGGCCAUCCAGAUGGUCGCCAACAGCCUCAAGCAGCGGGGCCCGGGGGAGGAUCCCAUGGACUACAAGUGUGGCUCCCCCAGCGACCCCUCUGCAGCCGAGGAGAUGGAAGUGGCAGUUAGCAAGGCGCGGGCCAAGGUGACCAUGAAUGACUUCGACUAUCUCAAGCUCCUGGGCAAGGGCACCUUUGGCAAAGUCAUCCUGGUGCGGGAGAAGGCCAGCGGCCGCUACUACGCCAUGAAGAUCCUGCGGAAGGAGGUUAUCAUCGCUAAGGAUGAAGUCGCCCACACGGUCACCGAGAGCCGGGUCCUCCAGAACACCAGGCACCCGUUCCUCACUGCGCUGAAGUACGCCUUCCAGACCCACGACCGCCUGUGCUUCGUGAUGGAGUAUGCCAAUGGUGGCGAGCUGUUCUUCCACCUGUCCCGGGAACGCGUCUUCACGGAGGAGCGGGCCCGCUUCUAUGGCGCGGAGAUCGUGUCAGCCCUGGAGUACCUGCACUCGCGGGAUGUGGUGUACCGGGACAUCAAGCUGGAAAACCUCAUGCUGGACAAAGACGGCCACAUCAAGAUCACUGACUUCGGCCUGUGCAAAGAGGGCAUCAGUGACGGGGCCACCAUGAAAACCUUCUGUGGGACCCCUGAAUACCUGGCGCCCGAGGUGCUGGAGGACAACGACUACGGCCGGGCGGUGGACUGGUGGGGGCUGGGCGUGGUCACGUACGAGAUGAUGUGCGGCCGCCUGCCCUUCUACAACCAGGACCACGAGCGCCUCUUCGAGCUCAUCCUCAUGGAGGAGAUCCGCUUCCCGCGCACGCUCAGCCCGGAGGCCAAGUCCCUGCUUGCUGGGCUGCUUAAGAAGGACCCCAAGCAGAGGCUCGGCGGGGGGCCCAGUGAUGCCAAGGAGGUCAUGGAGCACAGGUUCUUCCUCAGUAUCAACUGGCAGGACGUGGUGCAGAAGAAGCUCCUGCCACCCUUCAAACCUCAGGUCACAUCUGAGGUUGACACAAGGUACUUUGACGACGAGUUCACCGCCCAGUCCAUCACAAUCACACCCCCGGACCGCUUUUUUUCUUCAGCCCUCUGCCAAACUCACCUCAGCGGUCCUAGUGGCCCUGCCUACAGGAUCCUGUCCUGCCCUCACCUUUGUGCCCAGGCCAGGAUUUGGGAGACUCUCCACUGCCUGCCCCAGGACCAGGCCUUUGGGCAGUUGGAGAGAUGCCGGUUUUUAAUCAACAUAAAGCCCCAGUGAGGGGCGAAGCAUGGAGCCGUGGGGCCUACCUGAAUUUCUGGCUGGGGCGCCCACAGGCAGCCCUGCCUCUGGGUUGCUGCUUCUGUCAGAGGCUGCCUUCUGGUGGGCCGCCCGGUGGACAGCGCCCUGGUGCUGCCUUCCUUGCCCUGUCGUUAGGCUCGGAGUGGCCUGGCGUGGGGCAAUCCAGCCCCCUUCUCCCAUGGGGGCGGAAAAGCAAUAAUGUCCAGGGGUCGGGGGUGCGGGAGUAGGCGAGGGCCUUUGGAAGCCGCAUGCAGGACUGGGGGUUCAGGGCUCCCUCGUGGGGAGGGGGCCUGCUCUACCCUGUGGGGAACCGGGAGGGGGCCCAGGGGAUGGGCGCUGCCUCCUGGCCCUGUCUUCCCCCAUCCCCUAAGCUGCUCUCCUGACCCUGGGGAUGAGGCAGGAGGAGCAUUUGGGGGCUGGCUUCCCCACCCAACAGCCCCGUGCCUUACCAGGGCUUCCUUCAGCCGGCCUUACCUCCUGCUGGAGCCCGGGCCUGGCCCCAGCCCCUUCUGAGGAUGGGGGCCGGGAUGUCCCCCUUCUCUCUGCCUGGGGCGGAGGGGCGCCAGCCUCGGCUGUUACACAUCUCGCACCGAGACAGUAUUGGGCCCGGUGGACUUGGGUCGAAGAGGGGGUGGGGCUGGGUGUCUGGUACGAACGGAGGUAGGGGCCUCUGCGAAGGGAGGCUCCAGGCCACCUCACUCCUUCCCGCUCUCCGGGCCCCACGUUCUGCAGCCUUAAGGUGAACGUGUCAGUGCUCUGGGCACUCAACGUGCGUGCCUCAGGCUGUGUGUGUCUGCGGGCGUGCCUGUGCAUCUGGGAUGCAGAUGCACGUGGGGUGUGUGUGUGUGCACGUGUGUUGGGUAUGUGUGUGCGAGGGCAAGCGAGUCCGGCCUCGAGUGUGCGUGGUGUGUGUGGGCUCGGGCCCCGCCCCUGGCUCAGGCACUUCAACCCGAGGGGGAGGGGGUGCUAGCCUAGCAGGGGAUCCACACCUGAGGUCCACUUGUUGCCCUGUCCCCCCUGCCCUGUUCCCCCCAGCAUCUCUGGGGUUUGGGAUUUAGUUUCUGUGGUUUUGAUCACCCCAGCCCACCUUCUGUAGGUAGGUCACAGACAUUCUGGGGCGGGGUGGGGGGGUUGGUUUGGGUGGGUGGGUUCUGACUUUUCCUGUCUGUGUGUGUUUGUCGUUCACCUGACAGUUCUCCCUCCUCCCCACCGGCCUGUCCCCAUCCCUCGUGUUUGUACGGUACAAGCAAUAAAGACACUCAUUUCAGCCUGGGGUCCACCACCCUGGGCCUUUCCUUGC
Molecule: messenger RNA, 2981 nt
Organism: Balaenoptera ricei (Rice's whale)
Lineage: Eukaryota; Metazoa; Chordata; Mammalia; Artiodactyla; Balaenopteridae
Gene: AKT2
Product: AKT serine/threonine kinase 2
Exons: 10
Coding region: 407-1660 (417 amino acids)
Biological process (GO): protein phosphorylation
Molecular function (GO): protein serine/threonine kinase activity; ATP binding
Source: RefSeq, a predicted model, not a curated record